Papaver somniferum (opium poppy) is the source of this 1173-nucleotide messenger RNA. Its product is annotated as cytochrome P450 71A1-like. NCBI's taxonomy places the organism in Eukaryota, Viridiplantae, Streptophyta, Magnoliopsida, Ranunculales, Papaveraceae. The transcript has 3 exons. The record is from RefSeq and is a predicted model, not a curated record. Gene Ontology annotation, molecular function: monooxygenase activity; heme binding; oxidoreductase activity, acting on paired donors, with incorporation or reduction of molecular oxygen. The coding region runs from base 1 to 1173 and encodes 390 amino acids.
AUGGAGAUGGCAGCGAAAGAGAUGAGAAAUUUAAGGAAGAAUAAGAUGAGAUUGUCAAGGGAGAAGAAGAUUAGAAGAUCAAAAGAGAUCUGUGAUACUGCUGCUGCUGCUGCAUAUCCUAUGGAGAUGACAUUAAAAGAGAUCAGAGCUUUAAGGAAGAAUAAGAUGAGAAUGUCAAGACAGCACAUGAUCAUGAGAACAAUACCAAGGUGUUCUCUUGGGGAUAAUUUUAACAAGGAAUAUACUGACAGAUUUAUUAGGUUGAUAGAGAUUGCCAAUUCAUUGGCAGAUACAAUGAGUUUGGGAGAUUUAUUUCCAUGGCUUCAAUGGUUAGAUAUAGUCGGUGGAUAUGAUGCAAAACUGAGAAAAGCUGCUCAAGAAUUAAAUAUUUUCUUUGAUCAGAUUAUCGACGAUAGCAUCCAUAUGAAUUCUCAAGUAGAUCAUAAUGAUCAUGACAAAGACGAAAAUAAAAGCUUCAUAGAUAUACUUAUAUCUCACGCCGGAAAGAAUAACCCUAGUUUCCCCAGAGAGUGCAUGAAAGGAUUAAUUAUGGACAUGUUUGUUGGCGGAAUUGAUACAUCAGCAACUGUCGUGGAAUGGGCUAUGGCAGAGCUUAUAAAGAAUCCGAAACUGAUGAAGAAAGCACAAGAAGAGGUAAGAAGAGUGGUUGGAAACAAAAUUAACAAGGUGGAAGAGCACCCUAUUAAUAAAAUUGAAUACUUGAAAUGCAUCGUUAGAGAGACGCUAAGAAUGCAUCCGCCUAUACCAACGUACUCAAGGAGAUCCUCGGCCAGUGCAAAAAUAGGUGGUUGUGAUAUCCCACCAAACAUGGAAGUUUUCAUCAAUGUGUGGACAUUUCAAAGAGACCCCAAAUUAUGGGAUGAACCAGACGAGUUUCGUCCAGAGAGGUUCAUAGACAACCCCGUCGAUUUUAAAGGGCAGGAUUUUCAAUUUAUCCCAUUUGGGUCUGGAAGAAGAGGAUGUCCUGGCAUGUCAUUUGGCCUUACGGUCGUGGAACUUGUCCUUGCUAACCUCUUGUUCGCAUUCGACUGGGAAUUGCCUGGUGGUGCUAGUAGUAAGCAAUUAGACAUGGCUAAAAAAUCCGGUAUCACUACUACGAGGAGAACACCAAUACUCGUUGUUCCAAUACCAUUAUGUGCAACUUCUUCUUAA